This is a messenger RNA of Aplosporella prunicola CBS 121167, 972 nucleotides long. RefSeq lists its product as uncharacterized. The record is from RefSeq and is a predicted model, not a curated record. Lineage: Eukaryota; Fungi; Ascomycota; Dothideomycetes; Botryosphaeriales; Aplosporellaceae. Gene Ontology annotation, cellular component: cytoplasm; nucleus. The transcript has 2 exons. Bases 1 to 972 code for a protein of 323 amino acids. Gene Ontology annotation, molecular function: mRNA binding.
AUGCGGCCCGGCUUCUCGCAUCCCGGAGCCCUACGUGCUAGAGAAAAGAAUUUCUUCAUUAUCUCAGGGGUAUGUAAUUUUCGCUUCCAGCACAAUUGUGAUGUGCCAUUGACGACGGCCCAGUUGCCAUUCAACUACACAUGGCGCGCCUUGAAGGACCUCGUACGCAACUACACAAUCAACCAACCGGGCUGGACUGAGAUGGAUGAAGGCUCUUACGGCACAGAAGGUCGCAAAGGUUAUUUUAGCGUCAAGACGGAUGAGGAUGCCGCGAAUUUCCCUGAGUUCAGGGAUUCUGGCCGACGUCUACUGGUCCACCAUUGGGACGCCUCGCAGACGCAACCUGUCCUGCUUCGCUGCAACUGCUCGGCUGUCUUUCCGGCUGCCACGAGGCACUCUGACAGGGAGUCCCAAGUUACCGCCCAGUUUGUCAACUCUGCUCUUUACCAAUCAGAGCAUAUGCCUGUCCCGCCGGGUUUCGCAACAAUGUCUCAGUCUUAUCCGGCCAUGACUGCUGCGACAAGCGGCCCGAUGCCAAUGAUGCACGCACAGCCCAGUCAUAUGGUGCAUCAGCCAGCAUACUAUCUCCAGCACCCGCCGGCAACGCCCGUCUACUCUCAAGCUGGAAUCCCGGUGAAUGUCAGAAACGGAGCUGUGCGCACUGAAGCGCGUGGCAUUCACAUUAGAGGACUGAAGUAUACAGUUACAGAGGCAGAGCUUAAACAACUGCUCGCCGAGUCUGGCAACCCUUUACGGAUCGAGCUCAAGAAGGGAUCGGCGACGGUCAGAUUCGGGUCGAGCGUGGAGGCUGACCGGGCGAUUGAAGGGCUCAACGGAUUCGAAUACAAGGGCAUGGAACUCUCAGUCCGCUAUGACGUGGACAGAACUCCAGUUUCAGAGCCUGUCAUUGUGAAUGGCGGGCCGCAUCGUGUAAGUCGGCGCCACCAGAACAACGUCAUUGUCAAGGACUGA